AUGCUUGGGGAUGAAGUUUUCUUCAAAAAUCCCAACAGGAGAACACUUACGGCAGAAGAAGAAGAAGAACUUCAAAAACUGCAUCCUGUAGAUUUAUUUUUUAAAAUAUCUGGCCAAGAAACCACUGUCGCACAACCACUCACAGCGUCGUUCUAUGAUAAAAUUCAAGAUGUGAAGAAAAGAAUUGAAGCAAAAAUGGGUAUCUCAGUGGAAUCACAGAGAAUCAUAUUCGCAGGCAAACAACUGGAGGAUUUACGCUAUAUUGGCGAUUAUGGUAUUCAAAAAGAAAGUACACUAUGGGUUGUACAAAGGAAGGCGAAUGGCACAUAA
Didymodactylos carnosus is the source of this 330-nucleotide messenger RNA. Lineage: Eukaryota; Metazoa; Rotifera; Eurotatoria; Philodinida; Philodinidae. The record is from the annotation of a GenBank genome assembly.